AUGUUAAAAUUUUAAAGAAUCUGUCUAAGAUAAUUUAGUUAAAAAAAAAUAUUAACAGAUGAAUAAGUAAAAGAAGGCCUGAGACCCAUUUUAAUGAAAGAAGGCUACUUUGAAGAUGAUUAAUACUUAUAUUAUAUUGAUAGAGACAGCAGAGUCAGAAAAGUCCCUAGAGAGUACUAGAAGAGAGAUGGAGUUUAUAGAAUCAAGUUUCUUGAACCCAUAUAUAGAUGGUGGAUACGCAGAUCACCAGACACUUAAUUUGCAAUUAUUCCUUACUUUUUGUCUGCUCUCUUUUUCACUGUAAUCUACAAUGGAGCCAAUUUCAUCAUUGAGAGAGAAGAUCAAAUAGUGGAAAAGGCCAAGGUAGAUCCAAAUUUCAAUAAAGAAAACCUUGAAAGAUGGAGAACUGAAAAGCAAAAUAAACAAUGA
Paramecium tetraurelia is the source of this 429-nucleotide messenger RNA. RefSeq lists its product as uncharacterized. The transcript is spliced from 2 exons. The record is from RefSeq and is a predicted model, not a curated record. Lineage: Eukaryota; Ciliophora; Oligohymenophorea; Peniculida; Parameciidae.